Corvus hawaiiensis (hawaiian crow) is the source of this 731-nucleotide messenger RNA. RefSeq names its product serum amyloid P-component-like. Bases 48 to 731 code for a protein of 227 amino acids. The transcript is spliced from 2 exons. NCBI's taxonomy places the organism in Eukaryota, Metazoa, Chordata, Aves, Passeriformes, Corvidae. Gene Ontology annotation, molecular function: complement component C1q complex binding. The record is from RefSeq and is a predicted model, not a curated record. Gene Ontology annotation, biological process: innate immune response.
CAUAAAGCCGGCGGCAGCGCUGCCCCCGCCCGGCUCCAGCACCGACCAUGGGUCACCUGCAGCUCUGGCUGGCCGUCCUGGCCGGGUUCACGGGGAUCGCGGCCCAAGAAGACCUGUACCGAAAGGUGUUCGUGUUCCGAAAGGAUCCCAGCGAUGCCUACGUGGUGCUGCGGGCGCGGCUGGAGCAGCCCCUGCACAACUUCACCGUGUGCCUGCGCUCCUACACCGACCUCAGCCGGCCCCACAGCCUCUUCUCCUACGCCACCAAAGUCCAGGACAACGAGAUCCUGCUCUUCAAGCCCAAACCCGAGGAGUACCGCUUCUACGUAGGGGGCAAGUUCGUCACCUUCCGCGUCCCCGAGGGCCGCGGGGACUGGGAGCACGUCUGCGCCAGCUGGGAAUCCGCCACCGGCAUCGCCGAGUUCUGGCUCAACGGGAAGCCCUGGCCGAGGAAGGGGCUGCAGAGGGGCUACACCGUGGGGGCCACGGCCGCCAUCCUGCUGGGGCAGGAGCAGGACAGCUUCGGUGGAGGCUUCGACUUCUACAACUCCUUCUCGGGGGAGCUGACCGAUGUCUACCUGUGGGACGUGACGCUGUCCCCGGACAAGAUGCGCGCAGCCUUCCUGUCCCUGCGCCUGCCGCCCGCCCUGCUGGCCUGGAACAGCCUCAGCUACGAGGUGAAGGGAGACGUGGUGGUGAAACCGCGGCUCCGGGAGGCGCUGAGGGCCUGA